Bufo gargarizans (Asiatic toad) is the source of this 1859-nucleotide messenger RNA. RefSeq lists its product as uncharacterized. The transcript is spliced from 3 exons. The coding region runs from base 403 to 1335 and encodes 310 amino acids. The record is from RefSeq and is a predicted model, not a curated record. Gene Ontology annotation, biological process: DNA integration; DNA recombination. NCBI's taxonomy places the organism in Eukaryota, Metazoa, Chordata, Amphibia, Anura, Bufonidae. Gene Ontology annotation, molecular function: DNA binding.
CAAGAGCAUGUCACGUGACCCAGUGACGUCAGGAGGUUCGUUUCCUGCUUGGAGUUUAGCCGCGACCCUGGAUACUGUAUUGUUACAUCAUUGGUCGUCUUGCCCCAAGGGUACCGUACACACUGGCAGGAUUCUUCAUCAACAAUACUCUUGCAUUGUGUCGAAGUCAUCAGUCGUGGACGCCCGCUUUUCUGAAUUCAGUCUGACGGGUCAUCCGGAGUUUACGCUGCGGCCACCUCCCAUUGCGCUGAUGUAACAGCUCACCAAAUAAUGGACCUCAAUGCUUAUGGGAACCCUUGGUAUAGGUGAAGUGACUGGGUGUGUGGAUUUUUACAAUCAAGGAUUGAAUCCAGAAAGUUUAAAACCAGUUUCUAAUAACCUGCGCCCGGUGAUUCCAAAGACAUGUCCUGCUCAGAAGCCUCAUCCUCAAGUUACCACAGAACAUCCCGAGAACGUGAGGACGUUGGGAAACAUCCUGACUUUGUUACGAUAUCUGACGAGGGAACGUUGGACUUCAGACCAGGCUGCAACCAGACAGCCCAGGAUCUUGUCAACUCAAUACUAUCCCCUAGGACCUGGGAGAAGUAUCUGGCCUCCUGGAAAUCCUGGAUGCAGUUCAAGAAAGCAGCUCGCCAAAGAGGUUGGUGUCGGGCAGAGAAAAUUAUGGUGGAUUUCUUUGAACAUCUAAUAGCCAGUGGGUACAGUCGAGGCAAAGUGGUGGGCACCCUGGCCGGGAUCUCCUUUUGCUUGCAGAUCAUGGAAAAAAAAGAUGUCACCAAACUGUUUAUUAUCCAGCAAAUGCUGACAAGUUGGAGAAACAGGGAGAUGGAAGAUACCGUGGAGACAGAGAGCAACGGUGACUAUGGCGAGCUCCUGACCCCUGAGAUGCUUGGUUCUGUGCUCUACGCCACCAAAAAGGUUUGCUUUGACAACAAUGAGAGCCGACUGUUUUCUGCGGUCUUCACAUUGGCAUUUUAUGGGCCCUUUGACAUGGAAGAGCUGGCGGCAAGAAGCAAAGAUGAAGACGGCACAGGACUGGCAUUCAAAGAUGUCAUCUUAGAGCGAAAUUCUGUAUAUUGCAAGAUGCAGAAAGCCCGAUCCAACAAAAGCCAAUGGGUGGAGGUUAAAAAGCGAGAUGACAAAUUUUUAUGUCCUUUAAACAGAAUUAAGAAAUUCUUGGAGGUGAGGCCAGAUGGGGGUAAAAACUUUUUUAUCCAUGAAAAUGGAACGCCUCUAACUCAGUUCCAGUUCAGCAGGGUCCUAUCUUUUGCCUUGGAGGAAGCAGGUCUAGAUUCUAGACGGUUUGGGCCUCAUUCUCUAUGUUGUAAGACAUGAAUAUGCUAUGCUGUGGGCAGGUGGUAAUAUUUGCAAAUGGAAAAUGCAUGCAUUAGAUUUAAAAUAUUUCAGUUAGAUGUCUUAGAUGGAUUGGAGAACCUAUAAUGUGUUAGGAAAUUUUUUUUUUAAUCCUUCAUCAAAUCAGAAUCUUGAAAUGAAGUUAAGUUUAGCUGACUGAAGGUAGUCAAUGUAGGUUAGUACAGGGAUACACUGCCAAGUAUCUGUCUACUAAAGGAACACUUAGGGUUCCUACACAUGCAGAUUUGCACUGGCAUUUUUUGCCAGUUAAAUAUAGCAGAAUAACAGCAUGCAUUUCCUUUUAAUAUGGCACAUACUUUUUCAGCAGUUAUUGGGGGUCAUUUACAAACAGAUAUUUUGGCGUAUAUCUGUCGCAGAUUGCAGCGCAAAGGUUAUUUGCACUGCAAUCUGUUACUUUUUCCCCUUGUUCACCGCUUUCGGCAGGUUUAAAAAAGUGGACAGGGACAUUUAUAAUUUCUACGUGUGUUUUGGGCCGAAUGCACACU